Molecule: messenger RNA, 1842 nt
Organism: Nilaparvata lugens (brown planthopper)
Lineage: Eukaryota; Metazoa; Arthropoda; Insecta; Hemiptera; Delphacidae
Gene: ifc
Product: sphingolipid delta(4)-desaturase DES1
Exons: 7
Coding region: 418-1383 (321 amino acids)
Biological process (GO): ceramide biosynthetic process
Cellular component (GO): membrane
Molecular function (GO): sphingolipid delta-4 desaturase activity
Source: RefSeq, a predicted model, not a curated record
GGUGGGACGGAUCGGACAGUGUUGUGGUUGGUUGUGGUUUUGGUGCUUUUCAGCAUUCUACCUCUACCUCUACCGCCCAUUGUAUAGUGUAUAAAACUAAGUUCAUUCAAGUGUAAUUUUAAUAUUAAUAUAAAUUAUUUUUAGUGACGGAUGACAUACAUUUUGAAAAGUAUGUAGUGUCAAUUCCAAAGUGAAUAUUUGUGAUAUACUGAGUUUAUCAACUCGAAAAAUCAAGAUAUUUAUCAUUGGUUCUGGUUCCUGUCAUUAAGCUGCAGUAUUGUGUUACCGGCUCAUUAUACUUGUAUGUACAUUUUUAUUGUGCCCGCAUUGUUAGUGCGGUAUAAUCUAGAUCGAAUGAAAGGAUAAAAUUGAGAAAUAUUUUAAAAAUACACCAUCUAGGCUGGAUAAAGUUUUGCAAUGGGAGCCCAUGUUUCUCGAACUGACUUUGAGUAUACUUAUAAUGAAGAACCACAUGCUUCUCGUAGAAAAGCUAUUUUGGCCAAAUAUCCGCAAAUAAAGAAACUAUUUGGAUACGACCCUAAUUUCAAAUGGAUUGUGAUUGGUAUGGUGUUGACACAGUUUGUGUCGUUCUUGUUCAUAAAAGACUGCUCUUGGCCGAUUGUGUUCUUCCUAGCUUACAUAUUUGGUGGUGUCAUCAAUCACUCUCUAAUGCUUGCCAUUCAUGAGAUUGCUCAUAAUUUAGCAUUUGGCUACUCUAGACCAAUGGCCAAUAAACUCCUCGGAAUGUUCGCUAAUCUGCCAAUUGGAUUACCAUUCUCAGUGACCUUCAAGUAUUAUCAUUUGGAACAUCAUAGGUAUCAAGGAGAUGAAAAAAUUGACACUGACAUUCCGACUUAUUUAGAAGCGAAACUUUUCUGCAACACAUUUGGAAAGUUGGUUUGGCUAUUUAUGCAGCCACUUUUCUAUGCGUUCAGACCGAUAGUUACCUAUCCGAAGCCCCCCACCUUGUUGGAAUUAUGCAACACUGCUAUUCAAUUGAUGUUCAAUUUUGCAGUCGUCUACUUUCUAGGAUGGAAAGUGCUUGCUUACAUGCUGGGUGGCUCUCUACUAGCAAUGGGUAUUCAUCCUGUGGCUGGGCAUUUUGUAUCUGAACAUUAUAUGUUCCACAAAGGAUUUGAAACGUACUCCUAUUAUGGCUGCCUCAAUGCCAUAACAUUCAACGUUGGAUACCAUAAUGAACACCAUGACUUCCCUUACGUUCCUGGCUCAAGGUUACCUCAGGUUCGUGAAAUUGCUUCAGAAUUCUACGACAAACUUCCCCAUCAUAAUUCUUGGGUAUCGGUAUUGUAUGAUUUUGUUUUCGAUCCUGAAAUUGGACCAUACGCCCGCAUCAAGAGAAAGCACAAGGGCCUCAAAACGUGAUUCCGAAAUGUCAUCAACAUUAACUCAUCUCAUUUUGUAAAUUACAUUAUUAUUAUUGCAUUUUUCAUAUUUUACUUCAUUCAUUGUCUAUUUUUGCUAGCCAAGUGCACAUUUUAACAUCACUUAUUUUCAAAUUAUUAGAUAAAGCUCAAAUUUAGAAUAUAUUAUACAGAGUCGAGUUUCUAUCAAGGAUGCAAAGAACAAAUUUGAUUUAUAAUAAGUAUUAGUCAUCGAUCAAUUAUUCUCUGUUUGCUUUUGCUUAUUGACAUUAUAAGUGUAAUUAUUUAUGUACAUUUAUCUAUGUAUUUAUUCAAUCUUAGUUUAUAUAUUUAUCAUGAACAAAAUUAUCUGACUUCUCUAGUCUUUUGUAUUCCUACAAAAUUACAUUAACUAGUUUAUCUUUUAAGCAUAUUGAAGCAACAGUUUGUAAUACCUACUUUUAAAUUACAAUAAUUAUUU